Molecule: messenger RNA, 1380 nt
Organism: Mesorhabditis belari
Lineage: Eukaryota; Metazoa; Nematoda; Chromadorea; Rhabditida; Rhabditidae
Source: the annotation of a GenBank genome assembly
AUGGGCGACAGGGAUGAAGCUGUUCCGAACACCGAAGAAUAUACGGUCGAGGAGAUUGUGGAUCAUGCACGUUUCGAUGAUUUGUACUUUCGAAAGCUGAUGUAUCUCAAAAAUCAUCACGCGGCUACGGACGAAAUUAUGGGGCGCUUCGUCCCACGAAUCAAAAAAGGCGAAGAAUGUAGCAAAUAUGUUUACAGGACGCGUUGGGCUGGAUAUCGACCAGACGAAGACACAUGGGAGCCUGAAGCUAACUUUUGGAUAGAACAAUGGGUGAAGAAGAAAGAAAAAGAGGGCAGUAGGAGGAAAUCGUUUGCUGCAUUAAAUGGCUCUUCAUCUAGCGAUGACGAACAACCGCCGAACAGAAAACCAUUGAAAAGGAAUACUAGCAAGAAGCUGCAUUCAACUUCGAGUAGCUCAAGUGACAAAAGUGAAGAUGAAUCGAGUCAAUCAUCCGAUGGUCAACCAUUUUAUUUCGAGAUUCCUGUUGCGGAAACAUAUGCUACAAUGAAGGCAGAUGAAAGAAAGAAGAAACAAAAAGAGCUCAAUCGAAUUUACAAGAACGUGAACGGUGAAGGAGUUUGCUUUGGAGAAGAAAUGGAAAAUGAUACCAACAGUAAAGUUCAAGAGAAAAAAAAUUUGCCUGCAGCAUCCGAGGAUUCUUUUAUCGAGCCGCUACAAAAAGACCCAAUAAAACUGAAAAUCAGAAUUGAUCCGCUUGAGAAACUUGUCACUUGUACGCCAGUUGAUAGAGAUGGUGAAAUUGCCAAGCAAACACCUUACUUCAAGAAGCAACGAUCUCCACGAUUGCCGCAGGAAACAGUCGAGGCCGAAAAUGUUACCAAUACUGUACCUGAAGCUCUUCAAAAAGAAGAUGACAUAUUGAUCAUUGAGGAAAAACCCUGCAAGAAGAACAAUUUGAGAAAUAAGAAAUCUCAGGUUGCUACUGGAUACUUUGAGUUUAGCAUGACACCUUUUUUGGCAAUGCCUUAUCAAAGACGCAGGGCUCGGUCCUGUGGGGCUGCGAUGACAGAUGGUGGCGUCUCGUUUGUGAAGGAGCUUGAUGAAAGCGACGCUAAAGAAUGUCGGUGGAAUUCGUUGCUUGAAAGAGGAGUAAGGAAUGAUUCAACGGAGCAGGUGUAUCGAAUAGGGAAACGGAUUCGUUUGACACAGAUUCGGCGAGAUGGAGUUGUUCGAUACGCUUGUGCCGAGAAGGGUGCUCGAGAUCAUCUCAGAAAAAUUGGCCAUGUCAUUUCUAAACCCGUCCCAUUGCGGGAAAUUGACAUGGAGCUCGUCGAGAAGAAUGAGGCCAACAGAAAAAAAGAACAACAUGGCCGAGAAAUGAAUCAGUUCACCACUUCAACUGUGAACACGAUUUCUCGA